AUGUCCCUCAAUGGCUUCAAUACCUCCACCAACGCUCAACAAUCCCCUAUGAAACACAUUUUAAUCUGCAUUUGUAUUAGCCUGGAUGCCAGACUUGAAUUGCUCUUCCAGUGUAGGUACACGGGGAUCUCCAUACAAACUGUGGUUAUAGAAGUAUUUGCCAUACAAGAUCCUCCUCUACCAGUUGCUGCUCUGGGACCCAUUAGAGUACAACUGAGGUUGGCUAAUGGAGAAUGCUCAUCAAAGGGCUGUAAUGAAGUUGAAGCAGCCUAUACCUCUUUCUAUACGGAGGCCGACUACCCUGUGACCAAAGUACUGCGGGACCCAGUGUUCGUGGAGGUUCAGCUCAUUGAAAAGACGGAUCCAAACCUUGUCCUGACUCUUGGUCGCUGUUGGGUAACUAAUUCCCCCAAUCCUCACCAGCUGCCUCAGUGGGACAUUCUGAUAGAUGGGUGUCCCUACAGCGAUGAUCGCUACCUUUCCACACUGGUUCCAGUCGGUGCCUCCUCUGGUCUGCCCUUCCCAACUCACUACCGGCGUUUCAUUUUCAAAAUGUUUGCCUUUGUGAACAGCGACUCACUAGAGCCCCUGAAGGAGGAGGUGUACAUUCACUGUAGUACAGCUGUGUGCACUCGUGAUGAAGGCCGCAUCUGUGAGCCCUCAUGCCACAGGACAAAGAGAGAGGCCGAAGCAACACACCAGACAAGGACUGAGCCAAAAUUGGUGGUUACUGUUGGACCUGUGACCAUGGUUGACCACUCACAUUCGGACACCAGUUAAUGUUUCACCUGGAGCAUUAAGAUGGUUCAGUUAUGCUAAAAACUAAAAUACAAAGUCUGCAACAGGAAGAAUGAAAUGAAUCACCAAAGUCUUGUAACAAAAAUAUGUAUUAAAAAUAUUGGCUUUGAAA
Platichthys flesus (European flounder) is the source of this 910-nucleotide messenger RNA. Its product is annotated as zona pellucida sperm-binding protein 4-like. The record is from RefSeq and is a predicted model, not a curated record. The transcript has 7 exons. Lineage: Eukaryota; Metazoa; Chordata; Actinopteri; Pleuronectiformes; Pleuronectidae. Gene Ontology annotation, biological process: prevention of polyspermy; binding of sperm to zona pellucida. The coding region runs from base 1 to 780 and encodes 259 amino acids. Gene Ontology annotation, cellular component: egg coat. Gene Ontology annotation, molecular function: acrosin binding; structural constituent of egg coat.